Lepisosteus oculatus (spotted gar) is the source of this 9100-nucleotide messenger RNA. The record is from RefSeq and is a predicted model, not a curated record. Lineage: Eukaryota; Metazoa; Chordata; Actinopteri; Semionotiformes; Lepisosteidae.
GGGCUGGUAGGCAGCUUGUGGGGAUAGACUUCACAGCAGCUCUGGCCUCUCCCACUCGGAUCUGUUUCCUGGGCAUCCCUGAAGACCAGCAGACACGCAGGCUCAGCCCUCGCAGCAGCAAAACCACCCUGCUGAGUGCAUCUGUCCCCAGAGAGAGGGAGGGCACAGGCAGCACCCACAGAGUGCAGGGGGAGGGGGAGUCACUGUUCGUCCAGCAAGGGGAAAGGAACUGGGCUUGCUCUUCACAGAGAGAGACAGAAGACGUGAGAGCGUGGAGGAAGAAAAGCACGGUGAGAGAGAGAGAAAAGAAGGAGAGCUUGGUUGUUCUCUUGUGGAUCUUAAGUAUGCUCUGAACUGUGGAAUGGCUUUGACUGGAGAUCAAUGGAACUCUGAAGACAGGUCCUUUUCCUUGGAUUAGCUAUUUAGUGUCUUAAGUCUGUGGUGCAGAGAUUUCAAUUCAGUAGCAGACACAGUCCAUUCCUUGGGUAACACGUGGUUCGGCGAUGUGAAAUGACCUGGACACAACAUGGCAAUUACAGAUUAACAAAGUUAUUCUCCUUCAUGGCUCCAGAAACUGCUCGCCGUAGCCAGUAAUUUUAAAUUGGAUGUUGACAUGCCAAGACGCUUCACAAUGGAAAUGAACACGAUCACUGUGGAGUCAAAAACCAGCACCGGGAUUUCCCAAUCACCCGCUCUCACAGGACUGCUCAUAGGGUAACAUCUCCACCUUGGAUUUCACGCCACUCAGAGUUUUAUUGGAAUACUUUACAACGUCUAUUUUUUAUUGUAGAUAUUCUUUGAUUAAAUUGCACUUCACUGAGGAAAAUCCUUGGAGCCAGGAGGAUCUACCCAGUGUAGUACUUUCACUGGAAACCUGGAUUAGUCUGCAAUUCCCUGCUCUCUGCUCAGCCCCUGUGCUGAUGCAUCACCUCACUCCCACCAGGGGUCCUGCGAGUGACGCUGAGCUGCAGCCACAAGGAGGAGGCAGAACCUCUGACAGAGCGCAGGAGCAGCCGUCCCUGGGUCUUCUUCUCCCUUGAGCUCUGAAAGAAGGAGAGCCGGGAGACACCAGCCCCGUUUGGAAAGACGCUUCUCUGGUUUAGCCUGGGCAGACGCUUUAUCGCCAGGUUUUUAUCUCCAGAGUUUCUUCCUUCUACUUCACGGGCACUUUAUUUAAAGUCUCCGGGGAAGGUCUGGAGUGGGGAACCGAUGGCAUCCCUGGCAGGAGAGAUGCCCAAAUCCAGCAGAAAAUUCAGUGCCCAGGAAGGAGUUCCUAGUGCCAUCAGCAGUCCCUGCCCAGCCUUGCCAGACCCGGCCAACCGCUUUGCGUUGUUCUUGGAAAGUUGUGUGCCUGUUGCGAAUUCCUUGAACUUUGGCAUUGGGAGCCCACUACUGUUGGGCCCCCCAUCUUUGCAGCUGGCCCAGCUUAAGACACAGCUGGCCUUGCACCAGUUGAACGCGGUCACCUCUGGUAACCACACUUCUCCCGCCUUGUCACUGCUCAACCUGCUGAAGGUCACCAUGUCUCACCCAAUGUACAAUCCCAGAGGCCCCUUCCCUAGCCAGAGACCCUUGGUUUCCACCCAGUUUGGCAUGAGCAACCCCCCUGGGAUGGACAUGAGUGGUGGGUGCGUUGGACCUCAGGGUAUGGGGGCCACAGGAAUGAUGUCCCAGAUGAUGCCUCAGCAGAUGGGUUUCCAGUUGCCCCAGCGCAACGCACCAGUGUCUCAGGACUUGGAAUCCUCUAUAGACAUGCACAUCCGUGGGGCCAGAGAGGAGGUCCGAAUGCUUAACCAGAUGCUGCAGCAGCAGAAAAUGGAUCCCCGCCUGCGGAAGAAGACAAGAGAAGAUAUCUUGCCAGCAGGGCCGGGCUUUGUUGGGCAGAGUGUGGCCAACAGAGCAGACGACCAAGGCCCAGACUGGUCCGUCUAUCAGAAUUCGCAAACAAAGCUCUUUUCAUCGCAGAUGCUGACGCAGCCAGCUCCGUCUACUAAGGUUUUCCCAUCCUCUGGGUUUGGAGGUCCACCUGAGAGGAUGCAAGGAGAGAGAGGAGGUUCGGAGAACCAGCCAGUACUGAUUCCCGGAGAGAGACAGCAACACAGGUACACCACAGAGAGUGCUACGAGCAUCCUGGCCAGUUUUGGGCUGUCAAACGAGGACCUGGAGUUGCUGAGCCACUACCCGGAUGAACAGCUUACUCCAGACAAUCUGCCAUUCAUUUUACGGGACAUCAGGGUCAGGAAGUCGAAGAUAAAUUUUCCUGAGGUCGAGCAGUCACAAGCUAGAUCUGGUACCCAAGAGCGCCUAGGCAGCGAGCCUCGCCAGAGCAAGGUCAUUGACUAUGGACACUCGAGCAAGUUCGGCUACUCCGAGGGCGGCCGGGACGGCUUCAAACGGGAGCACUUGGCUAAAGAAAUGGCGAAGGCAGAUUUUGCUUCCUCUGGAGCAUCCUCGAAAUUUCCGAUGGAGGGGUCAAGCUCCUCUUUCUCGAGCGGGAAGGGUCGCGGUCUGCCUCUGCCUAAGAAGCUGCCGAUGGACGCGAGUAAGAAACAGCCCGGCGGUGAAGUGGAGCAAUCGAGGAGAGCGAGAGACCCUGCCUCACAAAAGCCAGCGGCGCCCGGCAUGGCCACCCCUUCUUCCAGCAUGUCCAGAAGCAAUCCCAUCGGCCUGGUGGAAGGCAGUGGAGUGGUGAAGCCGGGUUACCUCGCGCAGAAAACGGCCUGGGCCCCACCCUUCCCCCUGAGCGACUCUUCAGCUGCCAAGAGACUGCCUACUCCAACCAUGAUGAAUGAUUACUACGCUGCCUCCCCGAGAAUCUUUCCCCAUACUUGUUCUCUGUGUAACGUAGAAUGUAUGGUGAUGAAGGAUUGGAUUGAGCACCAGAACAACAGCCUUCAUAUUGACAGCUGCAGACACUUGCGCAAACAGUACCCCGACUGGAACCCGGAGGCCAUUUCCAAUCUGAGGAAUGAGUCCCGCGGCUCUCCCGAGCGCCGGUGCGCGAAGCGCCGGACCCGAUCCAGCAGCCGGUCAUGGUCCCGCUCCCUCAGCCCGUGGCGGUACCGGGGGCGCUCGGGGUCGAGGGGUCGGGGCGCCCGCGGCCCGCGCCGGCUGAGCCCCCGCCGGCGGCACCGGUCCUCCAGCAGCGAGAGGCUGGCCAAGAAGCUCAUCGAGUCCACCGGAUUGUCUGUCUCUGAGAACACAACGCUGGAGGCUAUGAUGCAGUCUCUGGCCCCAGCCAUUCUAGCAGAGCUGGCCAAGAAGAAGGUGGUGAGCUCUUCCUCCUCCAGAUCUAAUGUUGCUGGCAUCAAGAGCUCCAAGACCCUCUCCUCUCCCUCUGCCAAGAAGAGUGAGGCCGUAGGAAAAUCCAGCUCAGUAUCUAUGGCAAAAUUCGGCUCCUUGGCAAAACACGGGCCUUCAGUAGCCAAAUCCAGCUCUUUUUCAGCAGGCAAAUCCAGCUCUUCUUCAUCAAAGGGACCAGCAGCAUCCUCUAACAAGGAAGGGGAGGUGACUCCCAAAAUGGUGAAAGUCAAGAAGAAAAGUGCUCUGCCUGGCAAUACAGUCAUUCGCCUCAAGGAUUUGCCUUUUGGCGUCAGUCAGCCGGACAUUUUGGAAGUGAUGAAGCCCUAUGGAAAAGUCACUUCAGCUGUGGUCUCGAAGGAUUCCGAGCAGGCUACUGUGGUGAUGGAGAAGGAGGAGGAGGCCAAAGCCUUCAUGGAGACGAUUAAGCGCGCACCCUUUUUCAUCCAAGGGAAAUCGGUCAGGAUCUUCUUGGAGAAGAGUGAGGCAGUUGUAAAGGAAACAAAGAAGCUGUCCAACACUAAAAAGAAAGAAAUGCCCAAAACCUCCACACAAACAAAAGUUCCAGCUGUUAAAAAAACAGAUGUUCUUAUUUACUGUACAGGUAACCCUCCUGUGAAGGCAAAGGAUAAAAAAAAAUGUGUCAUUCAGAUCUCUGGUCUUCCUGAAAGUGACUACACCGAAGAAGAAAUCACUAAGCUUGCUGUACCAUUUGGGUUUACCUCAGAGCUUAUUAUAUCACCUUCACAUGGCAAGGCUUUCAUGGAGCUGCCAGAUGUGGAGUCAGGGGAAGCUAUGGUCAACACUUACAAGUCCGCCCCUGUGAAGAUCAAGGAGAGUGAGCUGACCAUUACUCUGAUAAAAAGACCUGUGGAUCUGCAGUGUUCGGAGGUGCAGUUCCGAGAGGUUCUUGGACUGGACAAAUCUGCGGACGCCACUGGUCUGGCCGAGAGGCUGGUCAUUGUCAGCAAUGUGCCGAGGAGCACCCGAGCUGGUAAAGAGGUGCAGGACCUGGUGAAGAAGUUUGGCACCUGGAAGCACUGUGUCAUUGUCAACAACAAGAUCACUUUUGAAAUGCAGACUGCAGCUUCUGCCAAGGCAGUAUAUCAGUGGUUCACGAAGUUCCCCUGCAUUAUUCAGAACAACCCUCUCACUUUCUCACUGUCUGCAAAGGUUCCUGUUAAAGAAGAGGUUAAAAAGGAGAAAAAAGAAAAACCGGAAUUAAAAAGUACCAAAGGAGGAGGCAGACCUAUGCAAGCAAUGAAGAAAGCUGCUGCUGGCACAAAGCCUUCUGCCUCGGCCACAGCCAGAGCCAAAACUGCAGUCCAGGCAAAGGCUCAGACAACCACCAUGGCUUCCACAGACACCGCAAAACCCGCCGCGUCCACCACCACGAGCAACACUGCCCCAACUCCCGGACACUCUGCUAGUCUUGCCGCAGGCCCUGCUGUGCCCACUUCGGGCCCCAGCACACCUGCCGCUGCCGAGCCUGCUGUGAAAGUCGAGAGCACGGCCUCAGCGCUGCCUGCAGCCGUGGCUGAAGCCUGCAGUGCGUCAGCCUCCUCCCGCCAGCCAUCUGCAAUCGAAACCCAGCCUCAGCCCGUGGCUUCGGCUUCGCAGCUCUUUGACACAGCCAAGCCUGGUGAAGCCACAGGCCUGAAGGCGGGAAGCGAAGAGCCCACUGCUUCUCAGGGCGGAGCUGAGGACAAGCUGCGUGCCAGCUCUGGGACAGAAGACCAGCAUGAUCAGCCUAAAGCUGGUGGUCCAACAACAGAAGAUGAGAGCAGCCCAGCAACUGGCAAAGCAAGGAAAGAGGCAACAUCUGUUGAAGAUGUCUCUGCUCAGGCUGUGUCUUGUGGCGAAACUGAAAAAGGUCCCAGCAUUUUGAAUGAAGCCAGUACAACAAUGGGAGGGACAGAAUUUUUUCCAGCUCAGGUUGUGAAUUCCACUGGGCAAGCAAUGCAUCAUACAAAUUCGGGUAAGUCAGAAUUGGUAGGUGCAUCAGCAGCUCCCACAUGUCAAGCUUCCUCUGAUCCAUUUAUUUCAAGCAAUACAGCAACAUUCAAUGAAGGCGAUGCAAGACCAAGUAGCACAGUUAAAACAGAGUUGCCACCUCCUGUAGAUUCCUUAACCCUCACUGAGCAGACUGUAUCAGUUAAGGAACCUGCCGAUUCCAGGCUUCCUGUGGACAGUGGUGGCCACAAACCAGCACUCACAGUGAGCACAAGGAACGCACAGUCCGCUGAAUCUGAGGACAGCUCUGUUCCAGCAAAGACUGCUGCAGAAACUGGCCUGAGCACGAUGAAAGUGAUGGCUGCUGACCCCAGAGCUGCUAAAGCUGAGGAUCACAGGCAGACCAAGGACAGCGUCACUCUGGAGUCUGGAGCUUUGGUGGGCUCUGCGGCACCCGGUGUCCCAGAACAAAGAACGGUGCAAACGCCAAAGCAGGCUAAGAGCCCAUCCAGCUUGACCCCUGUCAGAGUGAAGGAAGAGGGAGCUUUUGAAUUUCCUCAAGAUGAGGACACCAAGUGCCUUGAGUUCCCCCCCGUGACAGAGGAAAUCCUCAGGGCUCUGGAGGCAGCGGUUCACGAGUGCCGCAUGCGGUCAUCGAUGAGGCGUGGCGGCGGCGUGAGCUCAGAGCAGCUCUCGCACAGAGAGAGCGACGCCAAGGCUGCCCCGAGCAAGGGAAGCUCCAGGCCAGGGGCCCGGAGGGGAGACCCGGGCUCGGACAGGGAGCCCCGGGGUCAGGAGGACGAACCGCUGGGGGACAGGCCCGGCACAGCAGUGCGCAAGGCGGGCUCCGCCAAGGGGCACAGGGGGGUGCAGGCCGGCAGCCCCAGCUCCGGCACCAAAAGGGGAAGGGAACUGGAGGACCAGGACAGGAGGUCUUCCAGCCACGAGGAGAGCAAGCGCAAGAGCUACAGCUCUGGCAAAUCUACCCGGUCGUCGCGGAGCAGCACCAAAUCACGGCACAACAAACCAAUAGAGGAAUGGAUGGAAGAUUCGUCACCGUUUACCGAAGAGACGGUGGGCAUGUUUCCAUUUGACCUGGACGAGUUCGUCACGGUGGAUGAGGUGGGAGACGAGGGAGAGGGGGAGCCCAGGAAAGAGCAGGAGCCAGACCCCGAGCUGCCCGUGGAAGAAGGGGUGUUGUCCAGGCACCACUCUCCUCCUGCCCCUGAGCCUCCUGGCAAGCGCAGGAGGCCUGGGUCCGCGGACGCCAAACAGAAGAAACUUGCUCCGAAAACCCACAAGCUGCAGAAAAAAUCGCCCAAAGUUUCAGCUGCCAAAGCAAAGCUGCAGAAGAAAGGUGCGAAAGCAGGGGGCUGCAAGGUGCAAGCUAAAGGCAAGGCAGUACCUCCCACUGCUGUGGAAGAAGCCCCACAGCCGGCCGACAGGGCUGCGGAGCCAGACAGCCAGCAGGAGGACUCGGUCAGUCCCCUAGGCAAGGGAGAAGAGGUGGAGAAGGAACCACAGACGGAAACGCAAUCCUUUCCUGCUGCAGACAGCCCCCACGAGCCUGCAACACAACCUUCAGCACCCGCAACAGCAGGAGAAAGCACAGCCAAGGACAAGCCUCAGAAAUGUAAACAGGCAGCGAAGGAGCUACAGAAGGCAGCAGCGGCAGCAGAGGAUAAAGCUCAGGAUGUCUCUGCAGUCACAACAGCGGAAGGAGAAGUGAAGAAAACUGCUGCUGCUAUUGCCAGACAGCCAGACGAGUCUCUGGAACCCGCCACGGCUGGAGAGGCUGGGCAGGGAGCUCCAGAGCCCGAGACUGAUGCCUCACCGGAGGAGGACAGCUCGGAAGUGGCUGCUGUGGUGCGUAAGGCACCUGCAAUGGUGACGCUGGAUGAGGUGAGCGAGGAGGAGGAGGAUUACCCUGAGGAUGAUGAGGAGGAGCGGCUACAGCGGGGCUUGGUUGGUGUCUGUGACUCGGAGGCUCUGGUGACUGUUGACGAGAUCGGGGGUGAGGAUGACCCCUUCCUGCACGCAGUGAGGGACCUGCAGGCCCUUGUCACGCUGGACGAGAUCGUGGAGGAGGAGGGCAGCGGGAGUCCCAACCCCGAGUCCUUCCCAUUUGGCCUAGGGGAUGAGUCCGAGGAUGCCUUCCUGCCAGAGCAGAUUCUGGUGACCCUGGAUGAGACAAAGGGUGAUGAUGAAGAGGCAGCAGAGGAAAAUGGGAAGUGUCUUGAGCCAAUGGAGGAGCUCAAGCCACAGUCCCCAGGCCCCCCAGCAGAGACCAGCAAGCAGGUGGAGGAGUGGCUGUGUGAGGAAGAGGAGGAGCUUCCUGAGUUGAGCUUUGUCACUGUGGAUGAGGUUGUGGAGGAAGAGGAAGAGACUGAGAAGCGGCAGCUAUUGGAAGAGCUGGCGUGUCCCCUCCAGAAGGGAGCAGGCCGGCCCAAGAAGAGGCGCCGUCAGGCCGCUGCCACUCUGGUGAGGAAGCCUGGGCGAGGGCGACAGCAAGUCAGCUGGACAGCGGCUGAAGUGAAGGAGGAGGAGCCCGAAACCCAGGCAGAAGCGGAUUUUAACCCUGUGGAUGCAGCUCCCCGUCCUUCUGUGCCACAGGACCCAGCCUUUGAUGCUACAGGAUCCCUGUCACUCAGAGACACUCUGCAGGAGCCCAGUCCAGGAGCAGUGAAACAGGAACCUGAACCUAGUAGAGAAACUGAACAUGUGCCCUCAAGGACUCCUCAGCUGAGGACUGGUCCUAGUGAACUCCCUGCAUCAGCGGAGCUCUCCAAGGUCAAGCUGGAGCCCUUUGACCCCACUUACCUAGUGGACAGCAAAGCAGACAGGAGUCUUGUGGUGAACCAAGAGCGCCCAGACACCAGAGUCAAAGAAGAGUCCAAACUGCGACAGGACACGGUUGAACUGGAGGAGCCCCAGCUGAAGAAACCGCGAUCUGCCUUUCCCUUAUCCAGCAACUUCAAGAUGCCUCCCUUCAACCCCCAGAGCCCUAUUGGAUUGGAAUUCGUGGUUCCAAAGACGGGUUUCUUUUGCAAGCUGUGCUCCUUGUUCUAUGGUAGUGAGGAGGCAGCCAAGAAGAUGCACUGCAGCAGCCUGAAACACUACCAGAACAUGGAGAAAUUCCUUUCUAAGCUGAGAGCACAGCAAGCUGAUGACACGACAUAAGGAUCAAGAGUCAUAGCAGCAUCCAGCUGACUCUCCCUGUCUUGUCUGAUCUUGGUUCAUGGGUCCACUUCACCGCUGUACAUUCUUCUUUUGUUUUCAUUUUAGAAUUCACGAUUUUAUGAAAAAUGAGAAAUGCAGAACUGUGUACAAUAAUAAAACAAAACUGUUUUACUGUCAGAUCCCUUUGAUGCUUUUCAUGAAUCUUGGUCCAGAUAUGAGCUCUUUUUCACAAUCUUAUUUAACUUUAGUCCAAAACAUCCAUGAAAUUACCAGGCCACCAGACUGCUAUCUUUGUUCUCACAUUCUUCUGAAAAUCUGCAUAAAUUAAUACACUUUCUUUUAUGGGGGGAAAGAAAGGUGCAAGAAUGUCCAUUUGCUGUUAACCAAAUUGGUUACAGCUUUAGACAUAUAACUGUAAACUGUUUUUUCUGUGAAGGAACUGUUGUUUUCAGUCUUACGUAUUUUUCCUUAGUUUCUCUACAUGAUAGUUCUGCUGUUGUAAAAUUGAAUUCUAUUCCUAUUGAUACCGGCUUCAUUAUUCCAGCAGUGUUCGACUUGGGGAUCAUUGCGGUCCUGUGUUCAUUUUUAUGCCUGCCUUUGACUGCAAAAUAUGUAUUUAAGCACAUUAAAUUUACCAAUGGUGGCAAAGUUUUAACAUUUUUUAGAA